Molecule: messenger RNA, 1285 nt
Organism: Lineus longissimus
Lineage: Eukaryota; Metazoa; Nemertea; Pilidiophora; Heteronemertea; Lineidae
Product: cell division cycle-associated protein 7-like
Exons: 9
Coding region: 81-881 (266 amino acids)
Biological process (GO): regulation of DNA-templated transcription
Cellular component (GO): nucleus
Source: RefSeq, a predicted model, not a curated record
UUAAAGGGCAGUCUCUAAAAGUGUAGGCAGUCUAUUUAUUUCGAUUUUUCUCCUUCAUCUAUCACUGAUUUGCGGUCACGAUGGAAUCUCUGAAGAAAACAUACAAACUAAGUGAAUAUGAGCUGCAGCGGUUGAAGAAUAUUGAGGAUAACAAAACAAUGCUAUCCCGAUUGAUGGAAGAUUUGAAGAACUUCAAUAUCCCAAAACCAAAGCCGCAGAAGUUUCAGCCAACAAAGCGCAAUCCGAGACGUGCACCACGUUACAAUCCAAUCUCACGUCCUGUGACCAGAUCUAGAAGAGGUUCAAUUUCUUCUGCCAACUCGACUUCUGAAGCUUCUACCCCGGAGAAAUUGAACAAGCAUCUCGUUGUAAGCUUUGGAUUUUUCAAGAAACGACCAAGCGAUGCAAAGGCCGAUGGUGAUGAUUGGUUGGAAGAUGAGCAUGAGGAUGAAGCAGUCUCAAGGCGCCCAAAACGUGCUGCAGUUGACAGGACUGUGAAAGCAGCAGAGGAAAUAACUGAAGAAGAUCUCAAGUUGGUGGCAGACACAGUUGGAGAUAAAAGCUAUGAUAGUGUUUAUGGAACAACCUGCCAUCAAUGUCGUCAGAAAACCCAUGACAUGAAGACAAUCUGUCGGUCUGAAGAUUGCUAUGGUGUGCGGGGACAGUUCUGUGGACCAUGUUUGAGGAAUCGCUAUGGAGAAGAUGCACGCAUUGCCCUAACAGAUCCUAAAUGGGAAUGCCCACCAUGCAGGGGGAUCUGUAACUGCAGUUUCUGCCGCAAGAAGGCCGGUGUUAGGUGUACAGGCAUUCUGAUACAUCUUGCGCGAGAGAAGGGAUACACAGAUGUAAAUGCUUAUCUCCAGAACUUGAGGAGAGCUUAAAAUGGAGAUAUCCCAAAGACUGUCUGCAUUUACACUUUGGAAGGACAUUAUAUAAUUUCUAGGACUUGAAAUUGAAUGUGGACUUUGGUGACAUAACUUUCUUGCCAUAGAUAUGGUGCUUAUUAGGCUGUAAGGUUUAUGCAUCGAUAAUUUGAUUCAUUUCCGAAAAAAAGACUGCUUAAUUCUGCCAAGGUGAUGGGUUUCUACUGUAUGUUAAAUGAUGCAUCUGAAGUAUCCCUUAUUUCUAUUUUGUGUCUAAACAUACUCUGCUUGUUAUCAUGAAUUAAAUUUUAAAAGCUUAUUGUGUAUAAAGAAGUAAAACAGUUUUGAAUUUGAUUGGGUUCAGUUGGUGAAUCUUUGCUUUCAUCAGUUUACACAACAUUUCAAUUAAAAUUUUAUACAGU